UCCAAUGCCGUGUAUUUACCAGCAGGAGUAAUGAAAUGGGGGGAGAGGGGCUUUUUCUUCCGCAGCCUGCUGGAGAGACCGCAAAAGACUUAGCGCACAUUCAGGACACAUAAACUUUCAGAGUAUCGAAACGUGACUUAUUCGGUUUUUUAAUUCGUUUUUCUUGUCGCCUUGAUUGUGUUUCGACCCGGCAGUCAAACGAGACUUUGUCGCAGUUCGUGGGAGUGAUUUACUGGUUCAGUGCUGAAGAAGGAAACAUUGUUUGCGGAAUUGACGUCUUUACCUGAUGUGCAUUAAGGAUACUGUUAACUUCACUCGGGAGAGGACACACACUACGUUGAAUCCUCUGAAGUGAAGCGGCUGGAGUGGGCUUCAGCUGCCCUGCACCACUGGAGCCUUCAAUGAUGUCGUGGCCAACACAUCACAACCGGCCCCCUUGCUUCUGACCUAAAAUGGAGCUCAAGGUCUGGGUGGAUGGAGUCCAGAGGGUCGUCUGCGGGGUCACCGAGGCAACCACCUGCCAGGAAGUGGUGAUUGCUUUGGCUCAGGCCAUAGGUCGCACGGGGAGAUACACUCUGGUAGAAAAAUGGCGGGACACCGAGCGUCACCUCGCCCCUCACGAGAGCCCCGUGGCCUCCUUGAACACCUGGGGUCAGUACGCUGGUGACGUCCAGCUGAUCCUGCUCCGCACAGGCCCCUCCCUGACCGAACGACCCCCCUCAGAAGGACCCCCUCUCAGAGGACCUGAACGAGGGCUGCACCGCCAAAGCCUCCCUCCCCUCGCAAAGCUUCGUCACCCUAACGACCGCUCCCUCCGGCGCCGCGAGCCGCGUCGCAAGUCGCUCACGUUCACCGGUGCACCCAGAGGCCUCAGGGAGAUACUCAGCGGGGGCAGGAUCGUCGAGGCUGAAGCCAAUAGGAGAAUCCUCCUGGGAAACGGUGGAAAUCACCACCACCAUGCAGGACUGGCCAUGGGGACUGCGUCGCCCGGCCUGUGGGCCUGUCGCAUGGAGGACCUGGUCAGACUGGUGGGUAUACAGAGAGAGACUCUGAACGUGCUGGAGAAGAAGCUGGAGGCCUACGAGGCCGAGCUGCAGGCCUGGGCGGAGGGGAGAGGGGGGAGGGGCGGAGGGUGCAUCGGAGACCCCGGUGGUGGAGGAGGAGGAGGAGGACUGGUCGAGGACAUCCUCAGGCUGGAGAAGCAUCUGAGGAAGAAUAAGGUGGAGAUGGAGGAGGAGGAGUUUUGGGCGACCGAGCUGCAGAUAGAGCUGGAGAGUGAGAGGCAGCUGGAGGAGAGACUGCAGGAGCUGCGAGGACGCCUGCAAGGCUGCGAGCUGGAGAUCGAAGACAAGCUGGCAAUGGUACAGGGUGUAGAGGCAGGCUUGGAGGAGGAGCGGCUGCAGAGGGAGCGUCAGGAGACCCAGUGGGUGAGCGAGGCCGAGGCCCGGGCUCAGGUCCUCAGGGUCAAAGCAGAACUGAAGGCUCAAGAGAGACAGGCUGUCCAGCUGGAGAGCAGCUGCAGAGCGGUGGACAGAUCGCUCGGACAAAGCGGCAAGAAACUGCAGGACAUGCAGCAUGAGCUGGAGCAGCUGACCAAGGAGCUGAGGCAAGUGAACCUGCAGCAGUUCAUCAAACAGACCGGCACCAAGGUCACCGUGCUGCCUGCUGAACCCACCGAGGAGGAAACUACUUCAACCACUUAUGGUAUAGAUUUGGUUCCCCUGUCCGGCUCCCUGAAGCGUCCCGUGUCAUCACACGCCAUGUCCAGUCACCUGCGGGUGCUCCACAGUCCUCUCAGUUCAGGCCUGAACCCAGAGGGGAUCUACGUGUGAGUGGAUACCUCAGUAGCACACUACUAUGCACUGUUGUCUUGAUUACAUGAAGGCAGCCUCGAGUGAACAGACUCAAACAGUGAAGUGAACAAAGUCAUGGAGGUAGAAAUGCACGGCGGUUUGAAGCAUGAAAAAAAGAAGCAGCCUGAAUAUAACAUCAGGACUUUCUUAUCUUCAAGCUGCUGUGGACUUUCUUUAUAAAACAUAUCCACUUAAUGUACUCUCACUUUACUACCUGCUGAAUGGUUUGUAUUGUUUCCUCUCUCUAGCAUCAUGAUUCAAACCGAAUGCCUUUUUCAAAAGCAUCAUUGAGAAUCUCAGUAUGUGACUCUGUAUCUCUUAAAGAUCGAAUGUGAUUUCUGAAUGAACAAAUCUUAACCCAGCAUAACAACUAGUUCUUAUUGAAGUAAUGAAGGAUCGACUUGUGUCUGUAGUAGAACUGUUUCCCCAAUUAAUCAUUUUGCAUAUCAGAACGUAUUCCUGUAGCUCUGUCUGUGUUCAUGUUAAAAACUAUGCACAAAUGGUAAUGGUUUUUGUUACUAAAGAAUGUUACUGUACGCACCAAAAUGAUGGAUACUGUAAAUAUGUUUUCUUACUUUUCAUCUUUAUUCAGUGAAUUAUUAUAUAUUAUUACAAGGCUGCGUAUUCACAGCAAACAACAAUGAAGGAGUGGCCUCAUUCCUGCAGAAAUAUCUGCAUCAUGAAACAGUGUUAAUUAUACUUUUAAGCUGUUUUUUUGUUUGUGUUAUAAGAUGACUACACAGUAUAUUUUUUUGCCAAAUAUAUUAUGCUUGUUUUUUUGAAAGGAUCAGUGGCCAAAGAAUCGCAGGUCUUGUUGCAUGAUGAUUGUGGUGUUCUUAUAGCCAUAUAUCUGUGCAGGGCCCCGCUUGGUACAGUGAAUUAAUGAGUUUAUUGUCAAAAUGGUGGCAUGUCAUAAUCCAGUGGAUAGCUACAGCUGUUUGUGCAGAGCAGCCAAGGUAUGAAGCCCCUCUUAAGGUUGUAGUUCAGCUGCUAAUCACAUCAAAGUGCCUUAUAGUCAUUCCGCCAUUGUUGUAAGAAUGUACAGUGAAGCUCCAGGUGGAGACAUAAAAGCGAUGAUUGUAGUCCGGUUAGAUGAAAUGUUGUGUAUGCAGAAUGAAAUGAUGACAGCACAGCAGCAAAGAGGAAGCUAUCCACAUGUUUUCCCUGUUAGUGUUUUGUAGAAAGAAACCCCUUAGUGAUAGUGCUUUACACUUUACUACUGUUAUUACUGUAGUCAUAGUAACACGUGCUGUGAAUCGCAUUCACAUGUAAUCCGAUUUAUUUCAUCAUGCUGCAAACUUAAAGUCUUUCUAUGUGAUGUUUCACACUUAAAUAUAAAUCAAGUAUCUCCUCUGAAAA
Labrus bergylta (ballan wrasse) is the source of this 3212-nucleotide messenger RNA. It is a transcript of the gene rassf8a, whose product is annotated as ras association domain-containing protein 8. Gene Ontology annotation, biological process: signal transduction. Lineage: Eukaryota; Metazoa; Chordata; Actinopteri; Labriformes; Labridae. The record is from RefSeq and is a predicted model, not a curated record.